This is a messenger RNA of Pocillopora meandrina, 1523 nucleotides long. The record is from the annotation of a GenBank genome assembly. Lineage: Eukaryota; Metazoa; Cnidaria; Anthozoa; Scleractinia; Pocilloporidae.
GACUUAAGGAAGAUUGCUUCAGAAAAGGGCUAUAGAGUUUCUGACAAUCUAGGGUUAGGAAAUUGUAUGUUUUAUGCCUUGUCAGAGCAACUGGAGAUUGUCAAAAGAGUAAAGAUCCAUCAUUUUGAAUUAAGGCGUUCCUUGGUUCAGUAUCUAAGAGAGCACCCAAAAAUGGUGAGUAUUUGGUAAAGUAUGUGUAAUGUCUAGAGCAGAUACUAAAAAUGUAUCUUCUGUUCCGCAUUCAAGUCAAAUGUUAGGAAUUAUAAUUAGAACAUCAUGGCUUUGAUCAGGGAAAAAAAUCAGUGUGUGUAAUACAUGAAGUUGAAGUUGACACAAUUAGAAAGGAUAACUUGUCUUUGUAUCACUACAAUGUCUUCCUUGUUUUAGGUUAUUGCUAUGUUAUUUUAAGAACAACUGUGAGCAAUAUAAUGCUGAUAAACUUGUUUAUAAUCAUUCAUUUAAAUAGCAGUGCUUUCAAUAAGACCUGGCACCUGAUGGAGCUCUGGCGGGUAUUCUGUUGUAAAUUGCCAGGUAUACUUUGAAAGCUUUCAAGCAAACUCAUGAAGUGAGACCUAAAACACCAUGAGGUCUUCUAGCAUUCUUUCAGUUGACUUUUAUCUUUUUAAAUGAGUUUUGAUAAAUAUGAUUGAUAUUGUCUUAUUCUGAAAUCCAGCAUACAUUUCAUAUGUUUCGGGCAAAAAAGGAUUUUGAGUUUCCAACAACACACUGACUCAAAUUUCAGAAGAAUUUCUGUGUGAAACUCAGGAAGCAGGCUUUCAUGUCUGCAAAUGGAAGAUUUUGAUCUGAAAUAAAACAAUCAAUUAAACAAUUGUUGUAAAGGAGACAAAAGUUUCAUAAUCAUCUCUGGAAUUUUAACACCAAAAACUCAGUUUGAAGUCAGUUUAUUCUGAAUGGAAGUACAGGGAUAACAAGAGGAAUAUUCUCCAUUGGGUGCUUUACCAAGGUAGCCACCUCCCUCAAAUCUUAUUGAAAGCAUUGAAUUGAUCCUUUUUUGCUAUUAUUUUAAAGAUUAAAUAUGUUAGUUGUAAAAAUUACCCCAAUCCAACUUACACAGGAAUUACUCUUAAUGAUUAUUGAGCUUAGCAACUAAAGAGUCUCGUAUUUGUCUUUGAAUACUUUUGAAUGUAAUAUUCAUUAUAGGAAAAUAUUACCCUAUUGAGUCAUAACUAGUUGCUCUAUUACUAUUAAUAUUACAUGUUUUCUUGUUGGACUUUCCCUCAAAGGUGGAUGGAACAGAUCUGUUUCACUUUGUUAAAGGACACGCAACGUGGGAUGGUUACUUAACAGACAUGGAACGAGAUGGCACAUGGGGUGAUCAUGUGGUUCUCUGGGCUGCAGCUAACUGUUAUCAAAUAGCCAUUCAUGUGAUUAGUAGUCUUCCAGGUUUAAUUAAAGUAAUUAUCAAACCAGAUGUUCCAUUUGACCAAAGCAAGCAUCUUGUACUGGGACAUGUCCAUGAAUUACACUAUGUCGGCCUUCAGCCCUUGCAAGGUAGGGCUUAG